This is a messenger RNA of Pygocentrus nattereri (red-bellied piranha), 5005 nucleotides long. RefSeq names its product ArfGAP with coiled-coil, ankyrin repeat and PH domains 3b. Gene Ontology annotation, cellular component: cytoplasm. Gene Ontology annotation, molecular function: protein binding; GTPase activator activity. The record is from RefSeq and is a predicted model, not a curated record. Bases 189 to 2687 code for a protein of 832 amino acids. The transcript has 24 exons. Lineage: Eukaryota; Metazoa; Chordata; Actinopteri; Characiformes; Serrasalmidae.
CCGCCGGUGAUGAAGCCGAAGCUCAGAGACUGAGUGAGCGGAGUGUGUCACAGUGUCACUGUCUCAGUGUUUCAGAGGGCUGGAGGAGCUCAACGCCUAAAUCACAGCUUCACGGGACAGUCUAACGGACAGAAGCGUAUGCGAUGAUUUUUUCAUGUUUCUGACUGAAGCCGGAUUAAAAAGCCAAAAUGACGGUGGAUUUUGAGGAAUGUAUCAAAGAUUCACCCCGAUUCAGAGCGAACAUCGACGAGGUGGAGACAGAUGUGGUCGACAUCGAGGCCAAACUAGACAAGCUGGUAAAGCUGUGCAGUGGGAUGAUUGAGGCUGGCCGGGCAUACUCCAGUGCCAAUAAGCUCUUCAUCAAUGGCAUUCGAGACCUGUCCCAGCACUGCAAGGAGGAAAUGAUCUCAGAGUGUCUGGAGAAAUGUGGAGAGAGCCUUCAGGAAAUCGUCAACUACCACAUGAUCCUGUUUGACCAGGCCCAGAGAUCUAUUAAGCAGCAACUGCACAAUUUUGUCAAAGAGGAUGUGCGUAAGUUUAAGGAGACGAAAAAGCAGUUUGAUAAGGUGCGGGAGGAUAUGGAGAUUGCGCAGGUGAAAAAUGCUCAGGCUCCUCGCAACAAACCGCACGAGGUGGAGGAGGCCAGCAGCACACUCAUCAUGACACGGAAGUGCUUCCGACAUCUUGCCCUUGAUUACGUGUUACAGAUCAAUGUUUUACAGGCCAAAAAGAAGUUUGAAAUCCUAGACUCAAUGCUUUCAUUCAUGCAAGCACAGUACACACUGUUCCAGCAGGGAUACACUCUUCUAGACGAGCUCGACCCAUACAUGAAGAAACUGGCCGCUGAGUUGGAUCAGCUGGUGAUAGACUCAGCCAUGGAGAAAAGAGUGAUGGAGCACCAGCAUGCCAUCAUCCAGCAGAGGACACUGAUGCAGGACUUUGCCUAUGAUGAUACAAAGGUGGAAUUUAACGUAGAUGCCCCGAAUGGAGUCGUGAUGGAGGGAUAUCUGUUUAAGAGAGCCAGUAAUGCUUUCAAGACAUGGAACAGGCGAUGGUUUUCAAUACAAAACAGCCAGCUUGUCUAUCAGAAGAGGUUAAAGGACACUCUGACAGUAGUGGUGGAGGACUUGAGGCUUUGCUCAGUCAAACCUUGUGAGGAUAUAGAAAGGAGGUUCUGCUUUGAAGUGGUGUCCCCUACCAAAAGCUGCAUGUUACAGGCUGAGUCAGAGAAACUGCGUCAGGCUUGGAUUCAGGCUGUGCAGGCCAGCAUUGCCUCAGCUUACAGAGAGAUCACAGACAACUACUACAUAGAGCGUUUGGACAGGACGGCAUCUCCCUCCACUAGCAGCAUAGACUCAGCCAGUGAGCCACGAGAGAGGAGUGUUAGGGGGGAGACGCUGCUGCAGAGGGUCCAGUCUCUCCCAGGCAAUGAGCUGUGCUGCGACUGUGGCCAGGCUGACCCACGCUGGGCCAGCAUCAACCUGGGCAUUCUACUGUGCAUCGAGUGCUCCGGCAUCCACAGGAGUUUGGGUGUUCAUUGCUCAAAAGUGCGCUCUUUGACUUUGGACUCUUGGGAACCAGAACUAGUAAAGUUAAUGUGUGAGGUUGGCAACACAGUAAUUAAUCAGAUCUAUGAGGGCGCCUGUGAAGAAAGGGGGCUGAAGAAGCCUAGCCCAAACAGCUCAAGGCAAGAGAAAGAGGCAUGGAUCAAAGCUAAGUACGUGGAGAGGAAGUUCCUGAAGAAGAUGUGCGGCUCUGCAGCGCUGGUUGAGGGAGGCAGGAAGUCACAUCACUGGCGCGUGAAGAAGUGCAGAAGAAACAACAGCUCAGUCCGAGCACCUAAAACCCGCCGGAAGUACCGGCACGAUGGUGGGAGCAUAUCGCCAGGCAACCUCUCUGCAGCCGCUGCAGCCAAAUUCCGCAGAGAGUCCCUAUUCUGUCCUGAUGAACUAGAUUCGCUCUUCUCCUACUUCGACACAGGCUCUGGGCCCCGCAGCCCCGCAGGUCUCAGCAGUGACAGUGGCCUGGGUGGCAGUACAGACGGCAGCACAGACAUCCUGGUGUUCGGUUCAGUGGUGGAUAGCGUCACUGAGGAGGAGUGUGAGGACUCUGAGGAGUCCAGUGGUGAGGUGGAGAUUGAGCAGGAGACCUCAGAUCCAGAGGACUUGCGUGAGCUGCAUCCCGGAGCACUGCUCUAUAAGGCCUCUCGAACUCGCAACCUGCCUGUAAUGGCCGAAGCAUUAGCUCAUGGGGCGGACGUCAACUCUGUUAACGAUGAGGAUGAGAGCAAGAGCCCAUUAAUACAAGCUGUGAUGGGGGGUUCUUUGAUAGCUUGUGAGUUUCUGCUGCAGAACGGCGCUGAUGUCAAUCAGAGAGACGCGAGAGGGCGGGGCCCCCUCCACCACGCCACGUGUCUGGGCCACACAGGGCAGGUGUGUCUGUUCCUAAAGCGAGGGGCGUCUCAGACGGAAGUGGAUGAGGACGGGCAGGACCCUUUGAGCAUCGCCGUACAGGCAGCCAAUGCAGACAUUGUUACACUGUUGCGUCUGGCUCGGAUGAACGAAGAAAUGCGUGAGGCGGAUGGACCCCUCGGCCAGCCAGGUCAAUACCCCGGCAGCAGCCCUACAGAGCAGCAGUACAGGAAGUGCAUUCAGGAGUUUAUCUGCCUUACCAUAGAUGAAUGCUAGGGGGCGCUCCUGAGCAGGGAUAGGUCUGAGGGGACGGGGCAGCUUCCAGUAUGAGUUACUAUUAUAUAGCAGGACUUCAGCCUUUGUCUAGUUUUGGAACAAUAAUCUCUUCAGCCACAUUCCUGAUAGUUCUAUCCCAUGUUAUAUGAUGCAUUCACAUCUUUAGGAUGUCCACAGAACAAAACAGCACUGUCCACAAGGCAUUUAGAAAACUUCAUGAGCUACUGUUGCUAUAGUAGCAACAACAGGACAUUCAGUGUGGCUUACGCAAUAAGCAAAGCCCAGCUGAAUGGCUUAGAAUGGAUACAGGAUGAUGCUAUGUCAUUCAAGCUGAAAUUAGGGCAGUAGGGUGAUCAUGUAGGGACCGCUGAAUCUCAUAGGAGCGAGUUAUAAAUAGUUUGGUACGCACAUGAGCAGAAGCGUAGAAUUAUUUAGUCAUCAUGUACAAAUAUGACUGUGUGCACUUUUCCUACCGACAGUAUUUUAUUUUGUUUGUUUUGUUCAUUGCGUUAUUCUGCCUCGAGUGUGUGUUUUUUCAUUGUGUUUUUUUUUAUUUAUGAUGCUCCGCCCGGAGGACUAGUGCAAUGGUAACUGGAAUACGGAAAAAUCUGUAUCCAUGUACAUUUUCUCUAUUCGUUAGAAACAUAGCUAUUUCAGUUUUACUAACUGGACUCUCUCUGGCCUUGCAUUAAUUAGCUUGUUCCUUAAGACCAGUUAGAUUGGUCAGUUUGCCCCCAUUUAAAUUCCUCAUGUGCUCAAAUUACAGGUCUUUACAAGCCCUUUAAAGUUUUAGAAAGAUGUCACUUCAACUAAAUUAUUUAUAGAAGCUAUGAUAAUACUUGUAUGUUUUAUAUAUUUGAAUAUGUAUCCCCAAGUCCUCAAACUUCUUGUAAUGUGAUUUAUUUUUCCAAGUUAUGAUGGAGCUUUUGUCCAGGUCAGUUGCUUUGAACAGUCAGUCAGUGUGUAGAGCAGCAGUUCGUUUCUGCAUGCUUUCUGUUUGCCAGUUGUAAGCUGGAGCCAAACGUGCUUGCAAGCAUGAUCCCUUAUGCUGGCCAUCCGACCUCGUCGUUUUCUAGAACUGCAUGACUUUCCGACGACAUCUGAUGAUCCAGUUUGGAACACAGUUGCUUGAGAUGUUUACAUACGUCAGCACGAACUUUAUUAACUCAGUUUCACCUCUCGGCCCUGGACGUUAAGCGGAUCGAAGCAGCAGUUUAGUAGUAUGGUCAGUUAAAUGCAUUCUAAGUGAGCAAAAAUGAAUAUUUUUGAAGAAGCCUUUAUACAAAUCGCAAGGGACUACAAUGAAUUGGUGAAAAGCACUUUCUUUUCAGUAUAAAAAGCAUAAAAGUACCCUGAACUCUCCAUACUGCAUGUAUUUAUUCAUUAUCAGAGAAUAAUAAAAGUGCAGGUAUAUUGUCCCUGUAUUAAUGUACAAUUUGAAUGGAAUUUUGGAACAUUUCAAUUGGCUCUAAUUUUUUGUUUGUGAAACAGUGAAAAUAUAAUAUUAUGAUAUGCCAAAUUUUCACGACACACAUAUCAUUUAUCUGACAUACGAUAAGUUUAUUAGACAAAACAGAACCAGUAGUGCCACAUUUAAAAAACACUAUGAAUGAAACAAUUAUUAUUAUACAUUAUUAUUCAGCAUGUCACAUACUGCACUGCUAAAUCCAAAUUCAACAAGAACAAUUGUGCUCUCUUCUUAAAACAUGCAGUUGGUUAGUGUUGUUUCAAGAACGGACAAUAUCCAUGUUAUGCCCAGAAAAGCAUAUUGUAACAUAUUGGGACAUAAUUUAUCACAAUAAUGAUAAUGUCAUAUUGCCCAGUCCUAGCUCUAAUAUUCACACAACGUGAAGGGGCAGUUGGCAUUUUCAAAUGGUGUCCAAAAAAAGCAUCAAUAUGCACUUUUAAUAUUACAUUUUCCUUUAUUUGUGUCUUUUUGAAUCAUUUGAUCCCAAAUCUGGUAAAAAUUUAACAUAAAUGCUGACCAUGUGGGGCCCAUUCUGUUAGCAGCUGGUUAAAGUGUUGUGUCUUUGAGGGUGUAUUUAAGAUGGAUCUGUAUAAUACUUCUGAAUAUCUGUGUCGUAAAUGCACACCGACUGUUCUCGGACCCUUGCGCUUGACGUUAAACUGUGGUUCCUUUUGCUGUUCUCUUUGCAACAGUCUGUACAAUCCGUUUUCAUACUGUUAGAUACAAGUCCUGUAUUUGGAGACGUCCUUGUACUAUUUACAUGCCUGAAUUCUUAAAAGGAUCUUGUUUGUCUUUUAAAACACUGAAAAAAGAUCAAAGAAUAAAACUAUGAUGCUCUUGAGCUCCUUAA